UUGGUAAGAAGUUGAGCAUGGUAAAGCCCUCAAAAAGCUAAUUCAUUUGCCUGAAUAAUAAUAAUAAUAAUAAUAAAAAUUACAAUUUCAAUAGGGUCUCACCAGACACCUUUGAUGUCUGUGCUCGGGCCCUAAAAAAAAAUCGUUUGGUAACAAUUUGAGCAUUUCAAAGCCCUCAAAAAGCCAAUUAAUUUGCCUGCUCGGGCCCUAAAAACACUAUGGCAGUGAUACCUAUAAAUUCUAGUUUAUUAACCGUUAUCUUACACCUCUUUAUAAUGCAGUGCCGACGCUAUGACCUCAUCACACCUUUGAUUGAUUUUUAUUAUUGUCAGUCACAUUAUUUGUCCAGCCUAAAUCCGGCUUUUAAGGUUAAAGCUUAUCCUACCUUACAUGCAUUUACGUUAACGAUACAAUCCCUUACCCAAUUACAUUUGCUUAUAGGUCCCAACAUUAGAAAUUCCACUGCUGUGACACAACCUCCAAUAUUAUCAUAAAACAACAAGAACAAAGUUAUUCAUGAAGGUACUGCUGCUGUUUUCGUAUUCUAUCUUCCGGUGUUCACUAAUGGAGCUAAUGAUUAGCUCACAUCCAAUGAACUGUGUCACUGUGUCCAGGACAAGACCCCUGAGAGCCAGAGGGCCUCCUGCCGCAGCAAAGAUACAUGAAGACUUCCCAGAAUCCCGUGUGAAUGCGAACAACAUGAGGCUUCCUUUACACUGGGCAGCACACAGAUGUGUGUUUGUCGUGUGUGUGGUUUUAUGUUUGCUGGGCUUGGUGAUGGUCUCUCUCCCACUAAAUGGAAAACGGGCAAACAAACCUCUGAACAGGCACGUGAGCAGUGUACAUAAAAGGCUGGUUCAUGAGCACGUGCACAAAGUUCUGGAGGCGCAGUGUCAGCCCGGCCACACUCGGAAGAACUUGUUGACUCGACUCCCUGCUUCCGGCCAUGGUACUCAGCCCUUCUUGUGGAAGGACAUGCCCCUCCCCGAUCAGCUUUUCAUGUAUCCACUUCCUUUUGGGUUAAAGGGAGUUGGCAGCAAAGUAGAGGAUCUUCUGAAGCUGCUGGAAAACUCUCACUCUGCUCAGCCAUCAGAUAAAUGUCGGCACUGUUUGGUCGUGGGGAAUGGAGGCAUACUCAGAGGCCUGGAGCUCGGCCGCCUGAUAGACAGAUUUGACACCAUCAUCAGGUUAAACAGUGGUCCUCUGGGAGAGUUCAGUGUCGAUGUUGGAAAUCGAACCAGCAUCAGAAUGAGUUACCCAGAAAGCACGCCGCUCCGCUGGGUGGAUACAGACCCUCACACUCUGUUUGUUGCUGUGGUGUAUAAAAGUGUGGACAUCAGCUGGUUGUCUGCCAUGAUCAACAAGCAAGCUGUGUCUGUGUGGAACAGAUUAUUCUUCUGGCAGAAGGUUCCAAAUCAAAUCCCUCUUGAGCUGCGGAGGUUCAGACUUUUAAACCCACAUGUCAUCAGAGAGACGGCAAUAGACCUGCUGAAGUACCCUCCACCCAGACCACGCCUGUGGGGCUGGGACCAGAAUGUGCCCACCCUGGGUGUCUCUGCACUGAACUUAGCCAGUCUGUUGUGCGAUGAGGUCAGCCUGGCAGGCUUUGGCUACAACCUCUCCCAGCAGGCGGCGCCACUGCACUACUACGACCACCUGCCCAUGAGUGCCAUGCUGCAGCAGAAGAUGCACAACGUGGACAGAGAGACAAAGUUCCUACAGAGCCUUGUGAGAGAGGGAACCAUCACUGACCUUACAGGCGGGAUUCACUGCUCCUUCUGCUCGAGCUGACCUCCUGACCCUCGAGUAAGAGUGGUUGCUUUUCAAGAACAAGGUGCAUCCUGUCUGGAUAAAUACAAAGCAUCGACAAGACCAACAUAUAUGCAAACAGGAGAAGGAAGGAAAUAGAUGAGAGGAAAACAUAGCAUGAAGUCUGAGUCUAGUCUUAAUUCUUGUAAUAUUGCUUCUUGAAGAACAAAGGACAUAGAAACAACAAAAAAAGUAAUAUUAUUUAUACCUACUGUUUUUUAUAUGUGUAUAUGUGUGUGGUCCUUGAGACACCUACUGUAUCAGGUACUACCACAGAAGGAACAGAGCAUUUUUACGUGCUUUGGGAGGUUUAUGUCUGUCUGUCUGUCUGUGGACGGAUUUUUUUACUGCAAUAGCGUAAAAACUGCAAGAUAAAGUCACUGAAUAUUACAAUUCAGUUUAGGUCAAAAUGAAGGUAGAGUUGAGAUGGGUGUACUAUCUAUAAACAGAUUCUACAUGUGAAUGUGCAGAUCUUUCUGCAAAGGACAAGAUUGGGGGGCAUCAAGCCAUCUGGUUUGUGUUUCUAGUUUGACCAAUCACAUCUGAGCAGGAUUUGGUUUCCCGCAGAUAAACAGUCCUUGUGGAGAGCAAAAGCGGUGCAACACAUGGACUGUCUGCUUUUUAAUUUAUCUGUGUUAUGAGAUGAGCCAAAAUGUUGUAUGGACCUAAAACACCCACAAAAAGUAUCAUUGUUUGUAUUUUGCUUGGAGAAACAUUCUACUUGUAUGAUAAAGAAAUCUGUUGGACUGUAAACGGCGGACCGCAAAUGGAAGACAGAGUCUUUGCCCUGAUAUCAGCUGUCUACACAAGUACACCCAUAAUAAUGUUUCCCUCAGAGGCUAGUUACACAGUAAGCGAUGGGCUAGAUUGAGAUGGGACUCAGUGCUCAUUAUUAUAUUCUAUGUUAAUUAAGGACCCCAAUCUGUACCUUGAGCAGAUAGUACCAUAGGUUCAGACCUUGUGCUGUCUGUCCCUAGGGAUCCAAUCACAAGUGCACUGUUCCAAGUUCUUUUUUACACACCAACUUCUCCUGUGACCACUGCUCUUUCUGCAAAUACAGAUUUACAAAUUUGUUA
Messenger RNA from Limanda limanda (common dab), 2885 nucleotides. It is a transcript of the gene st3gal5, whose product is annotated as ST3 beta-galactoside alpha-2,3-sialyltransferase 5. Gene Ontology annotation, molecular function: lactosylceramide alpha-2,3-sialyltransferase activity. The record is from RefSeq and is a predicted model, not a curated record. Lineage: Eukaryota; Metazoa; Chordata; Actinopteri; Pleuronectiformes; Pleuronectidae. The transcript is spliced from 7 exons. The coding region runs from base 517 to 1791 and encodes 424 amino acids.